Arachis stenosperma is the source of this 678-nucleotide messenger RNA. RefSeq lists its product as uncharacterized. Lineage: Eukaryota; Viridiplantae; Streptophyta; Magnoliopsida; Fabales; Fabaceae. The transcript is spliced from 7 exons. Bases 1 to 678 code for a protein of 225 amino acids. The record is from RefSeq and is a predicted model, not a curated record.
AUGAUUGCAUUGGAAUUAACUUCAAAAGAUCUUACAGUGAGAUGUGCAUUGUUUGGGGAUUAUGUUAAUCAAGUAAAUCAUUUCCUUGCCUCUGGGUAUGUGGAGCAGCCUGUUGUAGUUAUUCAACUUGCAAAAGUCAAGUUCUUUCGGGGUCAAGUUGGUCUCAAAAUGUCAUGUAUGCGACAAAUGUUAUUUAAUCCUGAUAUUCCUGAAGUUGUGUUCAGGCAGAGGUGCAGUGGUACCCAGCCACUGUUUAUUGCAAAUGAGGAGGGUUCUUUUAUCAUCUUUGGAGCAAUCCAAGGUAUUGUUGAGGAUGGAGGUUGGUGGUAUUCUGCUUGUGUGUGUGGAAAAGGGUAUCCAUCCUCAAAUGGUGCCUAUUACUGUGAUUUUUGUUUGAAGCACAUAACUAAUGUUACUCCAAGAUUUAAAAUUAAAGUGACAGUUGAAGAUCAUACUGGGGAGGGUAUUUUCCUUCUCUUUGAUCGUGAGGCUUCCUAUUUGCUUAAGAAAUCAUGUGCUGAUUUGUUUACUGAAGUUCAAAGAGAUGCAAGUGUUAUAUGGGGAUACUUAUCCUCCCAUAUCCAAGGGCUGAUUGGAAAGAAGUUGCUGCUCAAGGUUGAUACCAAAGGUGUCCCACAUGAUACAUUUUAUGGACUUCCGAGUUACGAGAAUUUGUGA